Apiotrichum porosum is the source of this 690-nucleotide messenger RNA. RefSeq lists its product as uncharacterized. The record is from RefSeq and is a predicted model, not a curated record. The transcript has a single exon. NCBI's taxonomy places the organism in Eukaryota, Fungi, Basidiomycota, Tremellomycetes, Trichosporonales, Trichosporonaceae. The coding region runs from base 1 to 690 and encodes 229 amino acids.
AUGCCAGUCUUCGCCGUAGCCCUCGCCGGGCUCUUCAUCGGCACGCUUCUUGCAACCGCAGAUCACGUAUACGAAACGGAAGAACUCAUCGCCGCUGAAAACGCAGUGUGGGAAGAAGUCAUGGAGUCUCUUCAAGCGGAAGUCGACCCGUUCGCGCCCGCCCCAUACUUUUACCCCGCGUCCUCAUCGACGCCACGUGGCUCAUGUCCAUGCGCGCCAUGUUGGCCACCCACUCCUCCCAGCCCUCUGCCAUUCGACAUACGCGAUCCGGACCGCCGUGGAAAGGUUCUCCAGCUCACGCAGCAACUCGCCGGGCUCAGGUUGGGACGACCUUGCUCUCGACUGGCCACGCCGAGCGGGCCGGAGGGAAAACUAGAACCAGAUCCGUGGGAGUGUGAACAAGGCGUCUCCCAGUCCGCCACAAUAAGGCCGUACUCUUGUUCGGCCCCCCUCACCCCCGAGCGUUCUGUAUUGUUCAGCCUGGCAAAUGGGGUUGCCGAGGACAAGCGGGUGGAUGAGGGGCAGACUCCAAAGCUCAGUGCCGUUCGCACACACCGGCAAGCCACUCGCCCUGAGCCACGGACGGCCCAAGGUGCUGCAAAGCCUCAGACCCGGCGACACAAAGGUAGCAAGAGAACCGUGUAUUCUGAGCACCAUGUGGGAGCACCUCCACGAAAGGGAAAUUCGUAG